AUGGAGACCAUCGUCUCCUCCUCCUUCUCUCCCAUCUUCCACCCCAAAUCCCUGCUCCACCGGAAGCCGCACCUCAGCCAUCUCCAUCCCAAGGCGCUGGCUAAGCCGCUGACCAGAUGCGCCGCUGCCUCCGACCCGAAGAGACACGCCGCAUCAGUGCCGUUCGUCUCCCGCGGCGGCUGGAUCUCGCACGUCCAGCAUGGGCUGGCCGCCUUGGCUCUCUCUCUGGCCUUCAACUUCUGCCCUGUCCCGGCCCUGGACUCGGCCCUGGCUUCUGAGUUCGACGUGCUCAGGGACGGGCCCCCGGUGGAAUCGUACGUAGUCGACGAUGCGGGAGUUCUCAGCCGCGUCACCAAGUCCGAUCUCAAGAGCCUGCUCUCCGAUCUGGAGUCGAGGAAGAACCUGCGCAUCAAUUUCGUCACUGUCCGCAAGCUCACGGUUAGUUCCUCGACUGCUGCUGCUGGCGACGAAACCCUGUCUCUCUAUGUUUUCUUUUUUACAUGAUGCCGUGAGUAAUUUGUUAAUGUUACGUCAUUAAUGAAAUUUUAGUGUUGGAUAUAGUGACCACUGCCUGGUGGAUCAUCUUUCAAGUAGAAUCUUGACCUUGGUAUCCCUGCCCUUUUGAUGUAGUUAACAAUAUAUCGCCUUCUGACCAAUUUAAAGGCUCAUGUGUUCUCUAAAACUUUUAUACAAAAUGUGGUUGCGUGACCAUUUCUACUGGUCCGAUCUUCAGAGCUUGAUCUCCCUGAAAAAUGCAAAAUCCUACAUCAGAAAAAUUCGAAAAGAACGACUUCUACAGGAAGAAGGGAUCUAAAUAAACUCGUACUUAGAACAUAGAAAUUGUACUUAAUAAGAAACUUUUACAAAUAACCUUAAUAUAUAUCAUACCUUGAAAGUGGUGUUUUUGAUUUUAAACCUCUGUUUUUUUAUUAAUCUUGAAAGCCACUAUCGUGUUACGACCUCAACCAUGUCUGACCUGCAGCUGUUUCCUCUUUUCUCAACAUCCAUCAGUCUCAACAAUCCAGCUCAACUUUUUCCAGUAUUAGUCAAAAGAUCAUCUUAGAACAUAUUUCCUCAACUCACUUAUCAACGACCUCAGUAGCUGCUUAUAACUUAGUUCAGCAAUUCACCAUUACACAUGCUUGCUUCCAAGCCGUAACUCUUCAGAAGAAAAGAAGUGAUGUCAGGUUCUCAUCUGUAUGAUCACAAUCAAUUUAGCUUUGCUUUCUGUUGUUAAAUAUUCUCAGUCAGUACGAAUGUUUUCAGUAGCGUAAAAUAGCAUUGUCAUUCUGGAAACACCAUGCUGGUACUUUGCGCGGUCAUUCCUCCUUUUUCCUUCUUUUGAAUGACCAUAAAAUAUUUUCGUUUUGUAGAAUGAUUACAAUUUCUGUUCUGAUCCCUUUGCUCGUUGGAGCUUUGUCACCAUCCCCUGCUGAUAACAUUUUCAAACACGUGGAUAAUUGUGAUAAUGGUGACCGAUUUAUAUAUGAUGAUCAAUGGUAUCGGUUUCUGAGCUUAGAUAAUCACUACAACACCGUCCACUGCUCGUUUGGGAGAAAGAAAAAUUAUUCAUUUCCUUCAUCUGUUCACUUCUCUUGUAUGUUUGUCCAUAGAAUUUGAUUAGACCCCACGUAGGCAAGCUUCAUUGUUGUUCAUUUUUGCACGCAAUUUUGGCCCAAGAUGAUGUGCUCCACUCCUUUCCGUUUUACAAUUUCAGUAUAUUCCGAUGUAAUUAUUUAUACAGCAGAAAUGAAACCUUUCAAAGCAGGUUAUUUUAUCUUCUAUUUUGUUAGUAAAAAAAAAUCUCUCUUGACUUGAAUUUUUCAAAUAAUUCUUUCUAAGAGGGGAAAAAGGAAAAAAAAAUUGCGGGAUGAUAUAAUCUCAUCCAAUAAACUAAUAUCUAUGUUUGUGGCUCUAAUAAUCUUGGAAGAUAAUGUUGAGGACAGAUGUUGGAAAAGGCUAAAAGUACUAUUCUAUCUGAUACAUGAUUUUGUGCAUCCUCAGUUAUGAUUCUCGAUAUCCAUCCAAUACCAUGAAACCAUGAAGGAAAAGGUUGUAUUUCCCCUUUUAUGAUCUAUGAUUUCCCCUUCUGUCGGCUGGUAUCGAGCUUACAAUCCGAAAGUAUGAGAUAAUUAAAUGUCCUUUCUCGCAGAGCAAAGCUGAUGCUUUCGAGUACGCCGACCAAGUCCUGGAGAAGUGGUACCCCACCCUGGAAGUAGGAAAGAACAAGGGAAUCGUGGUGCUUGUCACCAGCCAGAAGGAAGGAGCUAUAACAGGCGGCCCCACAUUCAUCCAGUCGAUUGGCGAGGGUGUUCUGGAUGCCACUGUCUCAGAGAACCUCCCUGGUAAGGCACUCAGCCUGAUUGCUCUACCAUGAUCAUCUACAUUACUUCAGACUUAUAUCCUGCUUAUAUAUUGUCAUUAUAUUUCUCAGACUUAUAUCCUGUGUAUAUAUUGUAUGGAUAAAUGGUGACGUGGAGCAAAGUUUUAAAUUGAAACCCACCCAGCAAGUCUCAAAUUGUCUGCUGUGGGGUUGAAAUCUUUAGGAAACUUACUAUUUUGGGUACGAAAAUGCCCAAAGUGAGGUAUAUUGUAUGGAUAAAUGGUGACGUGGAAGAGGAGGCUGUGGUGGUGGCAGUGCUGGCGACGGACGAGAAGUACAACGAGGCGGUGUUGAGCAGCGCGAAGCGGCUGGUGGCGGCCAUCGACGGGCUGCCGGACCCCGGGGGACCCAAGUUCAAGGACAACAAGAGGGAGUCCAACUUUAAGACCAAGGAGGAGACGGAGGAGAAGCGCAGCCAGUUCUCACUCGUUGUCGGAGGCCUGCUCGUCGUCUCCUUCGUCGUCCCCAUGGCCCAAUACUACGCCUACAUCUCCAAGAAGUAG
Molecule: messenger RNA, 2886 nt
Organism: Spirodela intermedia
Lineage: Eukaryota; Viridiplantae; Streptophyta; Magnoliopsida; Alismatales; Araceae
Source: the annotation of a GenBank genome assembly